GAACGACGUGAAUGGUGAAUCGCGCUCGUAUUUUGGUGGAGCGACGAGGCUCGAUGGAAUUCCAACCGGUUGAAAAUCCAUCGCGCCACGCCAAACCUACGUCACUCCAACUCCUCGUGAAUGGGGAAUCUCGAUGGCAUGCUGGAACGACGGAACGACCGUGAAUGUGGAAACCUGUGGGUUGUCCCGUCUCAGUGCGUGUCAGACCGUUGACUUGGAAGGAUAGAUUGCUGUUUUGCUCUUGUUUUGAUUGUUGUUUUGUUCUUGUGUUGUUGUGUUGUCAUGAGUCCGAACCGGGAUUUUGUAAUCUCUGUGAUCGAGAUGUACAGGGAUCAUACCUGUUUGUGGAAAAUAACAGACCCUGGUUACCAUGACAAGGUAAAAAGGAACGCUGCUCUGGAGAUGAUCCUUGAAUUUUUUAAAACUGUUGAUCCCACAGCUACAAAAGAUGUAGUUACUAAGAAGCUCAACUCGAUGAGAGGCUCAUUUCGGAAGGAAAUGAAUAAGGUUCGAGCAUCUCAGAGGUCGGGUACUGGAGCUGAUGACGUUCACAUACCAAAACUGUGGUACUUCGACAGAUUACAAUUCCUGGAGGACCAAGAAUUUCCAAGGCCAUCCACAACCAUUGCAUCUGUACUAGAUGACAUGCCUUUUGAAUAUGACGAGACUGAUGUUGAUGAUCCAGCAGAAACCCAAUCUCAGACCUCAUCAUCAUCUUCACGGCCACAAACACCUGUAAGCAAUAAUUUUAAAAGACCACAUACAAAAGCUGAUCAAGUUCUCGACAAAAUUUCAAAACGUAUGGACCAACCACCAGAGAAACGCCUUCCACAAGAAAAAUUUGCAUCGUUCGGAGAACAUAAUGCGGAAAAACUGCGCUACAUGCCUCCCGAAAUGGUACCAAUUUGCCAAAAACUCAUCUCUGACUGCAUAUUUCAGGGAGAUAUGAAAAACCUGAACAUAACAUCACGUAUUGUUACCGACUACGUCAACGUCAUGUCCCAACCCUCUACGUCACAGCCUAUUUCUUCUGAUCCAUCACUCAGAGGUGAAACCACCCAACUCCUACACAAUGCAUUUUAUGAUGCUAUGAACUCCGUCAAUGAUAAUGACUGAAUGUAUGAUGAAUUAGACUUGAGUUUGUUUGUUGUUUCUGAAGUGUAAUAAAAUUUUUCUUUUUUUCUUAAAUUGUGUUUUUUUUUCUAUUGUUAAAAAUCUACUUCUAUAACAAUAGUUUUAAUUAUAGGUAGGUUAUCAUUCUAACCCUUUAUA
Molecule: messenger RNA, 1272 nt
Organism: Nilaparvata lugens (brown planthopper)
Lineage: Eukaryota; Metazoa; Arthropoda; Insecta; Hemiptera; Delphacidae
Exons: 3
Coding region: 283-1116 (277 amino acids)
Source: RefSeq, a predicted model, not a curated record